Molecule: messenger RNA, 792 nt
Organism: Cyclopterus lumpus (lumpfish)
Lineage: Eukaryota; Metazoa; Chordata; Actinopteri; Perciformes; Cyclopteridae
Gene: mipb
Product: major intrinsic protein of lens fiber b
Exons: 4
Coding region: 1-792 (263 amino acids)
Biological process (GO): transmembrane transport
Cellular component (GO): plasma membrane
Molecular function (GO): water channel activity
Source: RefSeq, a predicted model, not a curated record
AUGUGGGAGUUCCGGUCCAUGAAUUUUUGGCGGGCGGUCUUCGCAGAGUUCUUCGGGACCAUGUUCUUCGUAUUUUUCGGCAUGGGCGCCGCCCUGCGCUGGACCACCGGGCCUCACCACGUCCUUCACGUGGCCCUGUGCUUCGGGCUGGCGGCCGCCACCCUCAUUCAGUCCAUCGGCCACAUCAGCGGCGGCCACAUCAACCCCGCCGUCACCUUCGCCUACCUCGUCGGCUCGCAGUUGUCUCUUUUCCGCGCCAUUUUCUACAUGGUCGCCCAGUGCCUGGGCGCCGUAGCCGGGGCCGCCGUGCUGUACGGGGUCACGCCCGGCAACAUGAGGGGCAACAUGGCGAUGAACACGCUGCAGCCGGGCAUCAGCCUGGGCAUGGCCACCACGGUGGAGGUUUUCCUCACCAUGCAGCUCGUGGUGUGCAUCUUCGCCGUGACGGAUGAGAGGAGAAACGGACGCAUGGGAUCUGCCGCCCUGUCCAUCGGCUUCUCGGUCACCAUCGGACAUCUCAUGGGGAUGUACUACACCGGUGCUGGGAUGAACCCUGCCAGGUCCUUUGCCCCUGCUUUGCUCUUCAGGAACUUCAUCAACCACUGGGUGUACUGGGUUGGGCCAAUGAUAGGAGGCGCGAUGGGCGCCAUCCUGUACGAUUUCCUGCUCUUCCCACGCAUGAGAGGUCUGUCCGAGCGCCUCGCCACACUGAAGGGCAGCCGGCCCCCCGAGAGCGAGACCCAGCAGGACACCCGCGGGGAGCCCAUCGAGCUCAAGACGCAAGCCCUAUAA